AUGGAUGCCUACAAGGCCCAAAUGACUGUCCAAACAGGAGAUGAAGCGGCAUGGUGUAGAUUCUUCCCUGCCACUCUCAAAGGGAUGGCUCUCUCAUUAUUCUCUGGGUUAUCGGCCGGUGUCAUCACGAGAUUCUCAGUGCUCGAAGCUCUAUUCAAAUCACAAUUCAUUGCCGGACAGGUAUACAAGAAGACCAACAUGCAUCUCAUGUCCGUCCAACAACAACCCAAUGAAAGCCUCAAGGAAUACAUCAAGAGAUUCAAUGACGAGUCCUUGAACAUACCAAACUUGCAAGAUUCUGUUGCCUUCACCGCACUCAUGACCGGGCUAAAGGAAGGAAGCCGAUUUCGUUGGGUCUUGGCCGGCGAGCAAAUAUCUACCCUACCCCAAGAAAUUGUCCGGGCACAUAGAUACAUUCAAUCCGCGGAGAUCUGCAAUCCGUCGGUCAAAACUGACCUUAAGAGGAAAAAAGACGUCGUUGGACGGGAAAAAGAGAAGAAACCCAGAGAAACUGAAAAUGGAAACGACACUCGGUAUAACAGUAACAGGAGGGAGAUAUACCUUGACAUCAAGGAAAAGUCAGUGCUACCGAAUCCAACCCCUAUCAGGACCCCCGCAUCUAAAAGAGAUAAGAGUCUUUGGUGUGAGUUCCCCAAAGAGUGCGGACACACCACCAAGGACUGUCGAGAAUUGAAGAGGGCCUUGGACAGACUCGCUGACGAAGGGAAGUUGAACAAAUAUUUGAAGGGUUCAUCCUCUGGCAAGAAGGAAGAUAACAAGGGAUCAGAUGUCCAUAGUGAUCAUACCGAGGGAUAUGUUGGGGUCCUCAAUGUCGAAGCACCUCCAUCAGAUCUCAAGUGUCCAACAAUAACGUUCCAAGAGGAUCCCUCUCAAACUGUUCAUGCCCCGCAUGAUGAUCCCCUAGUCAUCGAGAUCAAGGUAGCCAACCGAAUAGUAAAAAGAGUGUUGAUCGAUAGUGGAAGCUCGGCUGACAUCCUGACUCUUGAAUACCUCGAGAGGCUACGUUACAAGAAAAGUGACCUCAUCGACAUCAGCCAGCCCCACGUAGGAUUCAGUGGUCAAUCAGUAUACCCUGUCGGCAUGAUCAAACUUCCCGUCCGUAUCGGAGAAAAAGGAAAAGGGGAGGCCUCUACUGAACAAGAUCAUCAGAUUUAA
Spinacia oleracea (spinach) is the source of this 1176-nucleotide messenger RNA. RefSeq lists its product as uncharacterized. The record is from RefSeq and is a predicted model, not a curated record. Bases 1 to 1176 code for a protein of 391 amino acids. The transcript is spliced from 2 exons. Lineage: Eukaryota; Viridiplantae; Streptophyta; Magnoliopsida; Caryophyllales; Amaranthaceae.